Messenger RNA from Arabidopsis arenosa, 774 nucleotides. NCBI's taxonomy places the organism in Eukaryota, Viridiplantae, Streptophyta, Magnoliopsida, Brassicales, Brassicaceae. The record is from the annotation of a GenBank genome assembly.
GGAUUGCAACACACACACGAAUCCAUAUCAAUCCUUCUUCGUCUCCUUCUCUCUGGAAACUUAUACUCUCACGCUCAAUCACUUCUCCUUCAAGUAAUCUCCGGAAAAAUCCAAUCCCAAUUCUUCACAUCUUCCUCUCUGCUACACUAUUUGACAGAAUCAGAAACGUCAAAAACCAAUAUUCGUCUCUACGAGGUAAUCAUCAAUGCCUAUGUUCAAUCUCAAUCCCUAGAUUCCUCAAUCUCUUACUCCAACGAAAUGGUCGAUAAGGGUUUUGUUCUUGGAUCGAAUUGCUUCAACAAUCUCUUAACUUUCGUUGUUGGGUCUUCUUCUUUCAAUCAAUGGUGGUGUUUCUUCAACGAGAGCAAAAGCAAAGUUGUUUUGGAUGUGUAUAGCUUUGGGAUUGUGAUCAAAGGUUGUUGUGAAGCUGGUGAGAUUGAGAAAAGUUUUGAUCUUCUUGUUGAAUUAAGAGAGUUUGGGUUUUCUCCAAACGUUGUUAUCUACACUUCUUUGAUUGAUGGGUGUUGCAAGAAAGGUGAGAUUGAGAAGGCUAAAGAUUUGUUUUUUGAGAUGGGGAAGUUCGGAUUAGUGGCUAAUGAAUGGACUUACACGGUUUUGAUUCAUGGGUUAUUCAAAAAUGGGAUUAAGAAACAAGGGUUUGAGAUGUACGAAAAGAUGCAGGAAGAUGGUGUUUUCCCUAAUCUCUAUACUGUACUUAUAACUGUGUGAUGAAUCAGCUUUGCAAAGAUGGAAGAACAAAAGAUGCAUUCAAAG